GGUCACGUGACAGUCAUGCCGGCCAUGCGGAAGGAAAACAAACUGGUGAAGCUGCGGCGGCUCGGCGAAAACACCAAGUACGGCGUCGCGGCGAGCGGUUUGAAAGAGCUCGUAAAGAAAGGCUGUGACAUCCUACAGGUGCCAGCGAAGGGCGCCCACGCGUGCCUCUACGAAGACGGGACGGUGGUCAGCGAGGCCUAUUUCAGAACCCUUCCCAACGACACAGAACUUGUUCUGCUGGCCAAGGACCAGACAUGGGGUGGAUUCGUGUGCGAUGUCGGCCUUCUGCUUGGCUCUUCGGACCGGCACGCAGACCUUCUGAUCAGUUCGGCCAAGAGCCUCCUCACGGAUGAAGAGUCUCCGAAGAGGCGCAAGAUCCUGCAGGACCUGCUGCACAACCUCGAGGACAACUCCGAGCGCGAGGCACGAGAGGACGAUGGCGACUGGUUCCAGGGAAUUGACACUCGAUUUAAGACCAAAUCUGCUUACCUCAAGUACAGCUGUGAAAGCAGAAUACGCGGAUAUCUGAAAGAGGUUGAUGGAUACACUCCGACCAUCCAGAACUCUAAAGCGCGGGUGGAGUAUAAGAAGGUUGUGGAGAACAUGCUGGAGAAGCUGAAGGCUGUCAAGUACAACAGCUGCUACUUUGACCGGAAGGAGACAGAAGGCAAGCGCCUGUGUACUGAGCAGGGCUGGUUCUCCUGUCAGGGGGCAUUUGACAAGAAAAGCUGUCCAGCUCUGCACUCCAUCAAUCCUUACGGUAACAGGGAGAGCAGGAUCCUUUUCAGCACGUGGAACCUUGACCACAUGAUUGAGAAGAAACGCACAGUCAUCCCCACGCUCGCAAAAGCCCUACAGAACCACAGCAGCGACGACAUCAACUGGGAGUAUUUCUACCAGCUGCUGUUCACACGAGAGAACCUCCGCCUGGUGCACAUCGUCUGUCACAAGAAGAGUGUUCACGACCUGCAGUGUGACAGUAGGAAAAUAUACAAGAAAGCCAAAAAGAAAAAAAAUUAAUCCAUCAGUUGCCUUU
Molecule: messenger RNA, 1036 nt
Organism: Scleropages formosus (Asian bonytongue)
Lineage: Eukaryota; Metazoa; Chordata; Actinopteri; Osteoglossiformes; Osteoglossidae
Gene: dffb
Product: DNA fragmentation factor, beta polypeptide (caspase-activated DNase)
Exons: 7
Coding region: 16-1020 (334 amino acids)
Biological process (GO): apoptotic DNA fragmentation; apoptotic process
Cellular component (GO): cytoplasm; nucleus
Molecular function (GO): DNA endonuclease activity
Source: RefSeq, a predicted model, not a curated record